AAAGUCCAACCGCAACCGCAAUCUAACAGACCCGCUUCACGCUCCAGUUCUGAAUUCUAUUUUCGUCUCUCUGCACACACAAUAAUCCCAUGAGAGCUUUAUAAAUCCCUAAAACUAGGGUUUCUACAACCUCCGAUGGUAGCGAUUAUGUCGGCCAAACUGCGCGAAAAAGUCGCCGGAUUUCUCGCUGCCGCCAAGUCAGCGCGGAGCCUCAAUUCCAAGCUCCAAUCCUUACAGCACCUCAAACAAAUCUUCUCCGACGAUGCGGACACUGAUUUGUUAUCGGAGUUUCUCCCGGCUCUUCUCGAAUUCCAUUCCGACUCGUCGAGUCCGGUUCGCAAGCUUGUUAUUGAGAUUGUCGGUGGUGUUGGAUUGAAGCAUGUGGAAUUCUUACCUGAUAUCGUGCCUGUGUUGAUCGCUGCUCUGCAAGAUAGUACACCAGCUGUUGCUCGACAAUCUGGUACAUGCGGGAUGGAUUUGUUCCGAAGCACACUUGUCAAAAUCGCAAUCCAGGGUAUUUACUCUAGUGAGUUGGAUGAUUCACUUAAAUUGUCAUGGGUUUGGAUGUUGAAGUUUAAGGAUGAGAUGUAUUCUCUAGCUUUUAAGCCUGGAAGUGAUGGAAGAAGGUUGGUUGCACUUAAAUUUGUGGCAGCAACUAUACUGCUCUAUACUCCUGAUCCUAGUGGUUCUUCUGAACCACCGAGUAAUCACAGCUAUGAAGAGAAGUUUGAUGGAUUCAAUAUGGCAUGGCUUCGCGGGGGGCAUCCUGUUCUAAAUGUUGGAGAUUCAUCAAUGGAAGCCAGUAAAAGUUUGGGUCUGUUACUUGAUCAGCUACGAUAUUCAAAAGGAAAAUCACUCAAUAACUCUGCAAUGAUCGUCCUUAUUAACAGUCUGUCAGAAAUUGCAAGGAAAAGGCCUGCUCUCUAUGGUCGUAUUAUGCCAGUUUUACUUGCCUUAGAUCCUUCGAGCUCUGCUAAUAAAGGGAUGCAUGUCUUGGGCGCACAUUAUCCUUUGAAGAAUGCCUUCUUUGCCUGCUUAAAGUGCUCACAUCCUGGUGCUGCGCCGUGGCGGGAUAGGUUAGUUGGUGCACUUAGAGAAAUGAGAGCAGGAGAUAUGGCUGAAGAAGCCCUGCAUGAACUGUGCCAGGUAAAUGGCAAUGUAGGUUAUAAGAACAAAGCGCCUGAUGAGGAGGAAAAACCGUCUUUGGAUCCAGUUGAUGCUAUGGAUACUGAUAUAAGAAGAAAAAGGUCAGGGACACCGGAUGCCAGCGAUUUGGCAGCGGAGGAUGAUAUAUCUGGAAAGCGUGCAAGGCAAACACCAGAAGCAAGUAUUGAUCAAUGUAAAUCGUCUUCCAGUGCAGUAUCUACAUCUAGAGGUGAUGGGGAUAAUGGUCCUGUGCAGCAACUGGUUUCUAUGUUUGCUGCAUUAGUCGCACAGGGUGAAAAAGCCGUGGGAUCCUUGCAAAUCCUUAUAUCUAGUAUCUCUGCUGAUUUGCUUGCCGAAGUAGUUAUGGCCAAUAUGCGACAUCUUCCAUCAGUUCGUCCUAAAGAUGAAGAGCUGGAAUUGGACAAGGAAUUACACACAACUUAUGGGUCAAAGGAUUCUCAAUUUAAACAACUAUCAUCGUUUUUAAGAGACAUUCUAUCUCCGUCUAGCCCUUCCCCAAUAUUAGAUGCUCGUCCAUCUGCAUCUAACAAUUUAGAGAAUCCUAAACUGGAGGAACAGGAGGUGAUGACUCCUAUUUAUAAUGAUGUAGGAGGUCCCCUGAUUACUGAAACCGCAGUAGUAACGGUGCCUACUGAUAUACCCAUUUCCUCUUCUGAAGGUGUUCCAUCAGUAAAUGAUGUUAGUUUAGCUAUUGCACCUGAAGUUCCUGACAUUGGGUUUCCUGAGAAUGGGAUACCAGGUCUGGAAUCAUCUGUUCACUCCUAUGGUUUACCAGAGACAUUGGCUGUUUCGUCUGUGGUCGGAACUGAUUUAGAAGAUGCUAGUCAAGACCAAGCGAUUAGUUUGGGCAGGUCAUCACAAGAGAGGAUUCCAUCAAUAUCAACUGAUAGGUCCGAGGAGCUUAGCCCAAAAGCAGUUUGCACGGAUGCAACCAGCAUAAACUCCUCAACAGCAACUUCCCUCAGAUUACCUUCUCAAUUGGUGCUACCAAAGAUGUCAGCACCAGUUAUCAGUCUUGAUGGGGAACAGAUGGAUAACAUACAAAAGAUGUCUUUUAUGCGCAUUGUCGAGGCUUAUAAGCACAUAGCAGUUGCUGGGGGUUCGCAAGUCCGGUUUUCCCUACUUGCCUAUUUAGGAGUUGCGCUUCCCUUGGACGUGGACCCUUGGAAGAUGGUUGAAACUCAUGUUCUGUCAGAUUAUAUGAGCCAUCAGGGACAUGAGUUGACAUUGCGUGUACUCUACAAGUUAUUUGGUGAGGCCGAAGCAAAUGCUGACUUCCUUUAUUCAACAAAUGCUACAUCUGUAUAUGAGAUGUUUCUUUUAAAAGUGGCAGAAACACUCCGAGAUGCUUUUCCAGCUUCUGACAAAUCCUUGAGUAGAUUGCUUGGCGAGGUUCCUUAUCUGCCAAAAUCAAUACUGAAGUUGCUGGAAUGCUUGUGCUGUCCUGGAAACAAUGAUAAAGAUGAGAAGGCUGUACACAGUGGCGAUCGUGUUACUCAAGGUCUUAGCACUGUAUGGAGCUUAAUAUUGCUGAGACCACCCACUCGAGAUGUGUGUUUAAAAAUUGCUUUACAGAGUGCAGUUCAUCAUUUGGAAGAAGUGCGUAUGAAGGCAAUACGUCUAGUGGCUAACAAGCUUUAUCCCAUAUCAUCUCUCACUCAAAAUAUUGAAGAUUAUGCCAAGGAAAUGUUGAUCUCUGUAACUAGUACUGACAAAACAAAUGCUGUAGGUCUUAAUCUUGAAUCACAAAAGGAACAUCUAAAUGCAAGUGUUUCAGAAGGUACUGUCCCUAAAGAUGUAUCAUCUGAUGCUCAUCAGUUGAACACAUGUGAAAGCAGUUCACUGUCUUCAGUUUCCGAAAUGCAGCGAUGCAUGUCUUUGUAUUUUGCCCUUUGUACGAAGAAGCACUCUCUUUUUCGCGAAGUAUUCGUUGUUUACAACAGCAUGUCAGAUGUGGCAAGACAGGCAGUUCAUGGCCAAAUCCCAAUUCUUGUGCGCACGAUUGGCACAUCAUCUCAGCUUCUUGAAAUUAUUUCUGAUCCACCUACUGGAAGCGUGAACCUUCUUAUGCAGGUUUUACAAACAUUAACGGAUGGAACAGUCCCUUCUCCAGAACUGAUUUCUACCAUCAGAAAGUUAUAUGAUUCAAAUUUGAAGGAUGCACAAAUCCUUAUUCCGGUGUUGCCAUUCCUUCCAAAACAUGAGGUGUUGCUUUUAUUUCCACAUCUGGUGAAUCUUCCUCUGGAUAAAUUUCAAGGUGUGAUUACUCGUACUUUACAGGGAUCAUCUCAGUCUAGUCCUGUGCUUACUCCUGGUGAAGUUCUAAUUGCAAUUCACAAAGUUGACCCUGAAAGAGAUGGAAUUCCCUUGAAGAAGGUUACAGAUGCUUGCAACGCGUGUUUCGGACAAGGUCAAAUAUUUACCCAACAAGUCCUUGCAGAAGUUCUGAAUCAGUUGGUUGAGCAGAUUCCUCUUCCAAUGUUAUUUAUGCGCACAGUGCUACAAACAAUAGGUGCUUACCCGUCACUGGUGGACUUUAUAAUGAAUAUUCUUUCCCGUCUUGUAAGCAAGCAGAUAUGGAAAUACCCAAAGCUGUGGGUAGGAUUUUUGAGAUGUGCUCUCAUGACAAAGCCACAGUCUUUUGGUGUUUUGCUUCAGUUACCUCCACCGCAGCUUGAAAAUGCUAUGAAUAAAACGCCGGCACUCAAGGCUCCUCUGGUUGCUCAUGCUAGCCAACCAAACAUACAGCCUACACUUCCAAGGUCUGUACUCGUGGUGCUUGGUAUUGUAUCUGAUCCUCAAGCUGCAAGUCCAACGGAAAAAACACAGCCCCAGAGUCCAACGGCAGAAGCACAGCCCUCGGAUGCAACGGCAGAAGCACAGCCCUCAGGUGCAACGGAAGAAGCACAGCCCCCAAGUGCAGAUGGAAGCGGCUCGGAGGCUGAAAAAUCCAAGGAAACAUCCACUGUUAGUAAUAUGUAGGCUGAGCUGGCCUUGGCAACUGCUGUAGCUGGUUUUUCAGGAAAGUUGCCAUGUAGGUUCCUUUAUUUGAGAAUAUAUACACCACAAUAUUACAGGUCGACUUUGAGCUCUAUAAAAAACAGCCUGUAGCUAGAACAGUGUAUUGUGGAAUUUAUAUUAUUUAUGGAUAAAUGUUUGAAAUGGUCUGUGAAAAUAAUUUUGACGAUUCCAACAUUCACUAUUAGAAUCAGCGAAGUUUAUGUUAGAUAAUUAUUUGACGA
Molecule: messenger RNA, 4409 nt
Organism: Daucus carota subsp. sativus
Lineage: Eukaryota; Viridiplantae; Streptophyta; Magnoliopsida; Apiales; Apiaceae
Exons: 27
Coding region: 136-4149 (1337 amino acids)
Source: RefSeq, a predicted model, not a curated record